Symbiodinium pilosum is the source of this 1240-nucleotide messenger RNA. The record is from the annotation of a GenBank genome assembly. NCBI's taxonomy places the organism in Eukaryota, Dinophyceae, Suessiales, Symbiodiniaceae.
GUUUGCCUUGCUGCAGUUGCUAGGAGUAUCCUUUAGCCUGGUGCUCACCAUUUGCGCCGUUCCAGCCGCACUUGUGACGAGCCUGACACUUCAUGACACUGUCUACCACCUCGGACAGGAGCUUCCUUGGCUAAAUUGGGUGGCAGUUACAAUUCAGGCCCUGGAUUCCCUGGGGAACGCCAUUGCUGCAUUGCUGCUGUCUGGCAGCCACAGGUUGUCUGAGAAAGGCAUAGAGCCCAUCCCAGCUGGCCAAGCCCGUCGACAAAUAUGUUGCCAGGUACGCCAUGCAAAGCCUCGAGCAGUCCUAGCAAAAGAGACAGCCUGGAGUCCUGCAUGGGAAGCAAAGGUUGAAGAGCUUUCGCUACGUGGCAUGACCUUGCGCAGCCUUUUCCGCUUCUAUCAGGACGAACUUCCUUCAGUGCGAAACUGGAGCUAUGUGCCCAGGGAACAUAAGACCAGAGACGUGGUCCGCCGAGUGAUCAUCCCUCUUACUCGCAGGGAAGAGUCAUCAUAUGCAGCUUCAGCUCUGAACCUGGAUGGCCCACGAAGAGCUGACGUCAUGGUGACCCACAAUUGGGGUAAUCGCUUCAAGGAUCUACUUGCAGCGGUCAUCGCAGAUGCCCUACAAGAAUGCAGCUUCAGCUUGGCGACGAAGCUGCUUGAGGCAGACCCCGCAUUCCUUCAGGAGGUCCUGAAUGACAGCGGAGGCCUGGAUGACACGUACUGGAUUUGUGCAUUUGCAGUCAAUCAGCACAUUUGCAUAUGCCACAACAACCUCUAUGAUCGCGAUCCUUUCACAAAUGAAUUGCACCCCGUGUGUACCUGCAGUAGCGUGAACAUCUCUGAUCCGGAUGGUCGAAGUACGGAGUCAGAGAUCAACAAGUUUGAUGACAUGAUGUAUCACCUUGCAACAUCAGGAGGAUGCAGACAAGUGAUUGCGGUAGACCAAUCUCUGGACUUGUUCAAUCGUGCUUGGUGUGUCGCCGAGAUUGCAGAGGCCAAUCGUCUGCACAUGAAUCAGGCACUGAACUUGCAUCCGGGGAUCAAAAACAACAUGAACAUCGACCAGUUCAACAUCGAGCUGCAAUCGCUGAUCUUUGACCCGAAGUCUGGCCUUCUGGCAUCCUGGAAUGCUAUGGAUAGCGAACAGCAAGUUGGCGAAGUCGGCCGGCUAAUUCGAUGGGGGCUUGCUGAUGCAGGCACCGGGAAGGUGUGGAAGGUAUGGGACGCCGAUGAGUGA